AUGAUUCUGGAGCAUUUGACUGGACAGCCCAAUAUUGUUGAGUUCAAGGGUGCCUAUGAGGACAGGGUAAAUGUGAAUUUGGUUAUGGAAUUUUGCAGUGGAGGUGAACUUUUUGAUAGGAUUACUGCCAGAGGGAGUUAUUCUGAAAAAGAGGCAGCAAAAAUUGGAAGGCAAAUUGUGAAUGUGGUUCAUGUUUGCCAUUUCAUGGGUGUGAUGCAUAGAGACCUUAAGCCUGAGAAUUUCUUGCUCGUUAGUCGUGAGAAAGAUUCUCCAUUGAAGGCAAUUGAUUUCGGGCUUUCAGUCUUCAUUGAGCAAGGUCAGUUUCAAAUUCUCUACGAAAUUGGAAUUUUCGUUUUCAUUUUUUAG
Fraxinus pennsylvanica is the source of this 366-nucleotide messenger RNA. NCBI's taxonomy places the organism in Eukaryota, Viridiplantae, Streptophyta, Magnoliopsida, Lamiales, Oleaceae. The record is from the annotation of a GenBank genome assembly.